This is a messenger RNA of Monomorium pharaonis (pharaoh ant), 3662 nucleotides long. RefSeq names its product histone deacetylase HDAC1 (gene HDAC1). Gene Ontology annotation, molecular function: histone deacetylase activity. The record is from RefSeq and is a predicted model, not a curated record. The transcript is spliced from 9 exons. NCBI's taxonomy places the organism in Eukaryota, Metazoa, Arthropoda, Insecta, Hymenoptera, Formicidae. The coding region runs from base 98 to 1591 and encodes 497 amino acids.
AGUCGUUUCAGCGACGCUGUGGUCUGUUGGCGGAGUGCAGCGACACUCCGCGGUUCUCGUUUAAUUCCGUGCCGUGUGUUUCAUCAAUUUCAUCGAAAUGGAUCCAGUAAAAAUGUCCAUGCAGCCGCACAGCAGGAAACGGGUCUGCUACUAUUACGAUAGUGAUAUCGGAAAUUAUUAUUAUGGCCAGGGACAUCCUAUGAAGCCGCAUCGCAUAAGAAUGACACAUAAUCUACUUUUGAACUAUGGUCUUUAUAGAAAAAUGGAAAUAUAUCGGCCUCAUAAAGCCACUGCAGAUGAGAUGACAAAAUUUCACAGUGACGAAUAUAUUAGAUUUCUGAGAUCUAUAAGGCCCGAUAAUAUGUCGGAAUAUAACAAACAAAUGCAACGAUUUAAUGUAGGAGAAGACUGUCCUGUUUUCGACGGUCUGUAUGAGUUUUGUCAAUUGUCAGCUGGUGGAUCUGUAGCUGCGGCUGUAAAACUCAACAAGCAAGCUUCUGAAAUUUGCAUCAAUUGGGGUGGUGGUUUACACCAUGCAAAAAAGAGCGAGGCUUCUGGCUUUUGCUACGUGAACGACAUUGUGCUUGGAAUAUUGGAACUAUUGAAGUACCAUCAAAGAGUUCUAUACAUUGAUAUCGAUGUACAUCAUGGCGACGGUGUAGAGGAAGCUUUUUAUACAACAGAUAGAGUCAUGACAGUUUCGUUUCACAAGUAUGGCGAGUAUUUCCCUGGGACGGGAGAUCUUCGUGAUAUCGGGGCGGGCAAGGGAAAAUACUAUGCAGUCAACAUACCUUUGAGAGAUGGUAUGGAUGAUGAUAGCUAUGAGUCGAUCUUUGUCCCUAUUAUCUCGAAAGUGAUGGAAACAUUUCAACCUUCCGCUGUUGUUCUACAAUGUGGAGCUGAUUCAUUGACUGGCGAUCGAUUGGGAUGUUUCAAUUUAACUGUGAGAGGCCAUGGUAAAUGCGUGGAAUUUGUGAAGAAAUAUAAUUUGCCUUUCCUGAUGGUCGGAGGUGGUGGUUACACCAUCAGAAAUGUAUCCAGAUGUUGGACAUACGAGACAUCGGUCGCUCUUGGAUGUGAGAUUGCUAAUGAGCUUCCGUAUAACGAUUACUUUGAAUAUUUUGGCCCAGACUUUAAAUUACAUAUUAGUCCGUCAAAUAUGGCGAACCAAAACACUCCUGAAUAUCUGGACAAGAUAAAAACAAGAUUGUUCGAAAAUUUGAGAAUGCUACCUCACGCACCUGGCGUGCAAGUUCAGGCAAUACCGGAAGACGGAGCUGUUAUCGAGGAUUCGGAAGCUGAAGAUAAAGCAAAUCCAGAUGAUAGAUUACCUCAACGUGAUUUAGAUAAAAGAAUGCAGCAUGAAAACGAAUAUAGUGAUAGUGAAGACGAAGGUGAGGGCGGACGAAGAGACAAUAGGUCGUAUAAGGGAUCUAGAAAGCGGCCCCGUUUGGAAAAAGGCCAAGAAGCCAUGGAUACUGAUUCAAAGAAAGAUGAGGAUAUGAAGGUAGAUGCAAAAGAAAAUGAAAAGGAUGACAAGGUAAACCCCACGAAUGAGGAGACGAAGAAAGAUGGCGGAGCGAAUCCCUGAUAGACGGUUGCCCCGGAGCAACUGAGAAAAUGGAGAAGCUCUUAUUUAAAUUAAGUAACAAAUAAGUUUAAAUAACUUAAAAAAUAAUGGCAGCACACAAGUGCAUAGAUGUCUGCUGUCUCUACCUCGCGCGCGCCCUACAAUUCGAAAUUCAUUAUGUUCUUAUCAAAAAUGAAUCUUGAAAAUGUUUAGACGUCUAGAAAUAUCGGUUUAUAUUUGUAGAGGAUGCAUACCCUCAUUAAAAUUGACACGUAUGAGCGUGUACGUAAUUUAUAAUAUCCCUACAAUUUUAAUUACAGACCAUUAGGAGUUCCGAAGCGUAUCUCUAAUGGUCCGUCUACAUAUACAAUAGAUGCAGCAAGUCGUAAGAAAUCGAUCGAUCGAUCACAAUUGAAUAUGAGGAGAAUGAUUAACUAAUUAGUUAAUUUCUGAUUAGUUAAUUUCUUACGGCUUAAAGCUUACAUUUAUUGUAGACGGACUAUAAGUGUUUCUGAAAUGUGUUUUUCCGGAAAGUGAUUGGAGCCGUACCGCACAAAGAUGAUUAAAAAUAUUACGCGUUUGCGAAACAGUGUUUCAAUCGAUUCGUCAGAAUUUUAUCAUCUGACCACGAUUCUUUUUAUACAUAUAUUUGUUUAUAGUGUAUCACUUCAACUUGUAAUUCAAUUUUCGUACAAGAGAUCAUUCGUAAAUAAAUCAGUCUGUUUUAGGAUUUUAUAUAAAUGGUUCAAGGAUUUUACACAAACAUAUAAAUAUUCUAAAAUUAGAUCAUAAAAUAUUGACGAUCGAUUCAGAAUAUCAACGAGAUUAUAUCGCCCGAAUGCUGCAAUCAAACUCAUACGAGAUGCAUAACAUGAUACGUAUAUAAACGUACGUCGAUCGUGUACAUUUUGUUUGCACGAUCGACAUAAUUUCAUAUGUCUUCUUACCCAUGCGAUUAAUUGAACCACAUGAGAGAGAUUACUAUACAGAUUAUUACUACAGUUUAUACUAAGGAAAAGGACAGAACUGUCUCUUAAUCACAACUACUCUUGAAAAUUAUGCGUCGAUAUAAGUUUUCGCUUCCUAUUCUUGUACAUAAUAUGCAAAUUAAUGUUAAAGAAAAUUAAUUCUUGCAUGCAAUAACAAUAUUGUAAUCAUAACGAUGUUCUUUAUGAAAGUGUAAAAUGUCUUACAUUACUCGAAAAAUUAGCGCAUGUUUCUUUGGCUACCUCUCCGAUUUAUGAUAAAUUGUUCAGAUUAUUAUUAGUUUUUAACGUAUUUUGGAAAGCGGAAGGUACAGCAAAUAUUUGUAACUUAAUAAAACUAAAUGUUUCCAGACAAAAAUCCAUUGUAUUGAAUUUUCUAGCACGAAUUUUUUUUAUAAGUUCUCACAUUUUGAUAAACUAGAGAGGUGUCCAAAAAAGAAAUAAUUAUCUCGAUAUUUUUGAGUAAUGUAUACAACAAAGAAGCAAAAUGAAGAAAGUGCGGUGAAGUUAGGACAGUUGAGAAAUUAUGUAAUCAAUUUCGAAUGUAAUUGUAGAAUCUUAAAUGUAUACUAUAUAGACAAAACUUAUCUUGAUUUAUAUAUAAAUAUUAAAAAAGCGAUAUGAAAAAAAAUUAUUCAAGUGGCAUCCAAAUCGAUUUCUAUACAGUAAGAAUUCAAGAUCGCGAUGCCAUUCCAAAGAUCGAGCCUGCGUCGAUCUUGAUGCAACAAAAGUAGUUUUGCUACAAAAUCUGUAUUUAGACUAAAUUCUUAUGUAUUGCCAGAUUUUCAUGUAAGAGCAAUAAUUGCGUAUUUAUAAUUUUAUGUACAUAUAUUAAAUUUGUCCCUCUUUGUUUCUUUGCGAUGUCAGAGUACUCGAUUGGGUCAGACCAGUGGCCAUUGUCGAUUUUGAAUAAUCUGUAAUAAUCUGUAAUGUGCGAUUGAUCGGCAUCAGACAUAAAAGCAGAUUGAAAAGAAUUAUUGCAUUAUGUCUCGUGUAAGUCAAUUUGAGAGAUAUAGAUCAAGUAUUACACUUAGUCCACGUAUAAGAGUACACAUAUGGACGUUUUUAAAUAUUUAUAAUAAAAAAAAUAAAUCUAUAUAUGUGUA